AGUGUGUUGUAUUGUAUUGUAUGAUGACUGUACAAUCAAAACGAAAAUGUUAAAAGCUUCAAAUCCCCGUCUUUACGGUGACACCAACUGGUGGUUUCACGACUCCCGACGCCGGACGUCCUCACCUCAAAGGACCACAAGUCUUCUUUAAUCUCACUUUUCCUUUUGAGAAAUCACUGGAAGAAGUGAUAGCACGCCACUCAUGGAUAACAGAGGAACACUCAAGUCUUCAAGUUCGGAAUUGGAUCUUGAUCGACCCAACAUUGAGGAUUACCUACCAUCAGGAGCCGCCAUUCAACAAGAACCCCGUGGCAAGCUUCGCCUGCAUGAUAUACUCGAUAUUUCUCCUACUUUAUCUGAGGCAGCUGGUGCUAUUGUAGAUGACUCAUUCACAAGAUGUUUCAAGUCAAAUCCUCCAGAACCAUGGAAUUGGAAUAUUUAUUUGUUUCCUUUGUGGUGUUUUGGAGUAUUGGUUCGAUAUUUGCUACUGUUCCCUACAAGGGUUCUAGUGUUAACAAUAGGAUGGAUAAUAUUUCUUUCAUCCUUCAUUCCAGUGCACCUUCUAUUGAAAGGACAUGACAAGUUGAGGAGGAGUAUUGAGAGGUCUUUGGUAGAGAUGAUGUGCAGUUUCUUUGUUGCAUCUUGGACUGGUGUUGUCAAGUACCAUGGGCCAAAGCCCAGCAGGCGACCAAAACAGGUUUUUGUGGCCAACCACACUUCCAUGAUUGAUUUCAUUAUCUUAGAACAGAUGACUGCUUUUGCUGUUAUUAUGCAGAAGCAUCCUGGAUGGGUUGGAUUGUUGCAAAGCACAAUUUUGGAGAGUGUAGGAUGUAUCUGGUUCAAUAGAACAGAGGCCAAGGAUCGAGAAAUUGUUGCAAGAAAAUUGAGGGAUCAUGUCCAGGGAGCUGACAACAAUCCUCUCCUCAUAUUUCCUGAGGGAACUUGUGUAAAUAAUCACUAUACAGUCAUGUUCAAGAAGGGUGCAUUCGAGCUUGGCUGCACAGUUUGUCCAGUUGCAAUCAAGUACAACAAAAUUUUUGUCGAUGCUUUUUGGAAUAGUCGAAAGCAAUCAUUCACAACACAUCUGUUGCAGUUAAUGACAUCUUGGGCUGUUGUUUGUGAUGUUUGGUACUUGGAGCCACAAAAUCUGAAGCCAGGAGAAACACCCAUUGAAUUUGCAGAGAGGGUCAGAGACAUAAUCUCACAUCGCGCUGGCCUUAAAAUGGUUCCAUGGGAUGGAUAUCUGAAGUAUUCUCGUCCCAGCCCAAAGCAUAGAGAAAGAAAGCAACAGAACUUCGCCGAGUCGGUGUUGCGGCGCUUGGAAGAAAAAUGACUUCUACCUUUUGUAUAUUAUUCUUAUUAUUAUUUAUGCCAUUAUCCAACACUUUUUUGUUGUUGUCAAGUAGCCUAACGGCUAAACUCAUACACGUUAAGUGUAGAGAGAUAGAGAAUCUCAGGUUGGAACCCGAAUCCGAACCCCUACAUAUCAAUCUUCUCGUAGUUACCAACUGAGUUGUAUUUAUGGGGAGUACCUAUAAUUUUCUUCCAUUUUAAAUUUUAUGCCACUAUUUACAUUCAGUUA
Messenger RNA from Cicer arietinum (chickpea), 1582 nucleotides. RefSeq names its product glycerol-3-phosphate acyltransferase 9-like. Gene Ontology annotation, molecular function: glycerol-3-phosphate O-acyltransferase activity. The record is from RefSeq and is a predicted model, not a curated record. Gene Ontology annotation, biological process: triglyceride biosynthetic process. Gene Ontology annotation, cellular component: endoplasmic reticulum. Lineage: Eukaryota; Viridiplantae; Streptophyta; Magnoliopsida; Fabales; Fabaceae.